UGUGACAAAAACUUUUUUAGAUCUAUUCUAGAGAAUUUUUCUUUUAUAAAUUAUGAUAUUGGGUUAUAAAGAGUCGACUUUUUGCGGAGAUUAUAAAACCGUUGUUAUACACCUGAUGAAGCACCAAUAUUCUUAGAGCAGCCCCAUUAGAGGUUUUAGACAGGUUCAUGGGCUCAGUAUCAUAGGGCCGGACCAUUAAAAAUAAAGAUUAAAUGGGUUAUUUCUCGCGACCCGCCCCUUACGAGUGACCCCGUCCGAUACGGGUUCACACCACGUGUCGCGAAUUGAUUGGAGACGCGGCGUCGACGUCACGCGGUGGAAAGGGGAGAGAGAUUCAUUUCUCUCUUUUGUCUCGAAAACUCUAGGGUUUCUUCCUCCCGGCGAAACCCCGUGCGACGACGAUCUCUGUCCCUAUUUCUCGAAUUUGCUCCAUCGAUUCGACGAGUUAUUGUCUCCUCUACUAACAGAGGUGGGUCUCGACUGGAAUCUCCUUUAUAUUGAUGUCGUUUUGGUUUCGAAAUCGAGUUAGGGGAAAUUUCAAUUUUUUUUUUUACGAUUUAGGGUUCGAAAUCGAGAAGGGUUUUGAUUUAAUGCUGUAUUACCUCGUCUACGGGUUCGAUUUAUAGUUUUAAGGUUCGAUUCUCGCGGAUUGGAAAUCGAAAAGGGUUUUUCGAGUUAGGGUUCAAAAUAGAAUUUGGGGGUUUCGAUAAGUGGGUUUAGAUCUUGUACUGGGUUCGAUUCACGGUUUUGACUACUUUUGUCUCAAUCGAUUCACGGUUUUGAUUAUUUUUGAUUCAAUAGAAAAGGGUUAAUCAAUUUCAUUUCUCUGUUUCAGAUGGAUCCCUCAGCCGAGAUAACAGAUUUUAAGAGGAAGCAGGAGUUCAUCGACCACCUGUACAACGUUGCCGAUUCGUCAUAUGGGAUGCCGACAAGCUGUCCGUGUGGUGGUAGAAUCAUCGACGAGGUUCGGGUGAAGGAGGAGUACGACACGCGUCCCGGGAAGCGCUUCUUCAGCUGCAUAAACUACGAGGCUGAUGGGUUGCAUUACCGUCAGCCUUGGGUUAUAGGUGUCCAGGAGGAGAUGGUACGCAUGCGUGAGCGUGUGGAUGAGGCUGUUGAGAUCAUCAAAUGUGUGCCCAUUCUCACUAAACAGAUCGACAGUCUUGAGGCACAGGUUAAGAGGCUCACAUUGCUGCUUGAUAAGCUCACUGGUGACGUCUAUAACCUCACAGUCCAGGCGGCUGCUCUGGAGAAGGCCUGUUUCGACUGAAACAGAACAGGUAAACUUUCAACUCGAGUAGGAACUGUUUCCGUGUGGAACUUGAGUAGGAACUGUUUCCGUGUAGAGUAGAAACUGAGACUUAACUAGGAACUUGAGUAGGAACUGUCUAUAAUACAUUAGGAACUUGAGUAGGAACUGUUUCCGUGUAGAGUAGAAACUGAGACUUAACUAGGAACUCGAGUAGGAACUGUUUCCGUGUGGUUACUUGCUUCCUCUGGUUGAACUGAGAGUUAACUUGUUCAUUAAAUAUCUAGAGUAGGGAGUGUAGUAGUACUUCAUUAAAUAUCUAGUACUAGUUUGGUUCCUCUGGUUGGUUGCUGUGAUGAAUGCGCUUAAAUUGCUGUGUCUUAAACGUUUUAGAGUUUUUUAGAAUUGAUUUGAUGUGUAAUGAAUGUCUGUGAACAAGUUGUUGUCUAAUUAAGUGUAAUGAAUGUUUGGUAGUUAGGAAACCACCUGUAACUCAAACGC
Brassica napus (rape) is the source of this 1750-nucleotide messenger RNA. RefSeq lists its product as uncharacterized. The transcript has 3 exons. The record is from RefSeq and is a predicted model, not a curated record. Bases 836 to 1270 code for a protein of 144 amino acids. Lineage: Eukaryota; Viridiplantae; Streptophyta; Magnoliopsida; Brassicales; Brassicaceae.